Lotus japonicus is the source of this 1839-nucleotide messenger RNA. RefSeq names its product vacuolar-processing enzyme-like. Gene Ontology annotation, molecular function: cysteine-type endopeptidase activity. Bases 48 to 1514 code for a protein of 488 amino acids. The record is from RefSeq and is a predicted model, not a curated record. The transcript has 9 exons. Lineage: Eukaryota; Viridiplantae; Streptophyta; Magnoliopsida; Fabales; Fabaceae. Gene Ontology annotation, biological process: vacuolar protein processing.
UUAGUAUUAACUGCUCUUUCAUCUCAUCUCAAGCUAUUCUUCCUGCAAUGUCCAUGGACCGCAAUCCAUUAAUACUCACCCUCCUCUUUCUCAUCGCCACCGUCGUCGCCGGUGGCCGUGACCUCCCCGGCGAUGUUCUCCGAUUACCCUCUCAAGCUUCCAGGUUUCUCAAACCAUCUUCCGCCGACGAAAACGAGGGGACUAGGUGGGCAAUUCUGAUUGCCGGUUCCAAUGGCUACUGGAAUUACAGACACCAGGCUGAUGUUUGUCACGCGUAUCAACUGCUGAGGAAAGGUGGCUUGAAAGAAGAGAACAUUAUUGUUUUCAUGUAUGAUGACAUUGCUUUCAAUGAAGAGAACCCGCGGCCUGGAGUCAUCAUUAAUAGCCCACAUGGAAAUGAUGUUUACGAGGGAGUUCCUAAGGAUUACACUGGGGAUGAGGUUACUGUUAACAACUUCUUUGCUGCUAUACUUGGAAAUAAGUCGGCUGUUACAGGUGGCAGUGGGAAGGUUGUUGAUAGUGGUCCUGAUGAUCAUAUAUUUAUAUACUACAGCGAUCAUGGGGGUCCAGGGGUCCUUGGAAUGCCCACUAAUCCUUACUUGUAUGCAUCUGAUCUGAUUGAAGUCUUGAAGAAGAAGCAUGCUUCUGGAACAUAUAAAAGCCUAGUAUUUUAUCUAGAGGCUUGUGAAUCUGGGAGUAUCUUUGAAGGUCUUCUUCCUGAAGGUUUGAAUAUUUAUGCUACAACAGCUUCAAAUGCGGAAGAAAGCAGUUGGGGAACAUAUUGUCCUGGAGAGAAUCCUAGUCCUCCGCCAGAAUAUGAAACCUGCCUGGGUGACCUGUACAGUGUUGCGUGGAUGGAAGACAGUGAUAUACACAAUUUGCGAUCAGAAACUCUGCACCAACAAUACCAAUUGGUGAAACAAAGGACUAUGAAUGGAAAUACAAUCUAUGGUUCCCAUGUGAUGCAAUAUGGUGACAUAAGGGUUAGCAAGAAUAGUCUCUUCCUAUAUUUGGGUACAAAUCCUGCUAAUGAUAAUUUUACUUUUGUGGAUAAAAACUCAUUGGUGCCACCUUCAAAAGCAGUCAAUCAACGUGAUGCAGAUCUCGUCCAUUUCUGGGAUAAGUUCCGCAAAGCCCCUGAGGGUUCUCCUAGGAAAGCUGCAGCUGAGAAAGAAGUUAUGGAAGCAAUGUCACACAGAAUGUAUAUAGACGACAGCAUGAAACUUGUUGGGAAGCUCUUAUUUGGCAUGGAAAAGGGUCCAGAAGUGCUCAGCAGUGUUAGACCUGCCGGGCAACCACUUGUUGAUGACUGGGACUGCCUUAAAACUCUGGUUAGGACUUUUGAGACAUAUUGUGGAUCCCUUUCUCAGUAUGGGAUGAAACACAUGAGGUCCUUUGCAAACUUCUGCAACGCAGGAAUACAGAAAGAGCAAAUGGCUGAGGCCUCGGCACAAGCAUGCGUCAGUGUUCCAUCCAGUCCCUGGAGUUCUCUGCAAAGGGGUUUCAGUGCAUAAUUCCUAGCAUGCUCUCCAUUAAAAACCAAUGUAUAGUUGUUGUGUGAGAUUUGUAUACUGUUACAUUCUUCGUGAUUUCUCAUGCAACUCAACUCUGUAAAUACAAAUGGGACUCAUGACAUGUUCAUUGCAUUAUAAUCGUGUGCAAACAGAUGCUGUAAGGCUGUAACUAAAGGCAUUUAUCUGAAGGAAGGUUAGGGGACCAUAAGGGGCCGUGUAAUGUCUAAUGUAUCAGGGUUCAAGAUUUAUUUGUAUACUGAUAAAUCCAGUGGUUCUUAUUUUUAUUUAUUUUAAGAGUAUAUGAUGAGAAUAUGCUUUGUGACAA